UGCUGUAGAAAUGAUUCAGGUUGAUAAAGAAGUUUGAACAAAUUGUCUUUAUUAUUACUAAUGAAAUUUAAUGCAUUGGAUAGCAUCGCAUCGCAUUUAAUAAAGUAGUGUUGUUAAUAUGAAAAAUCAGGAUCUAGUUGAUUACCUUAAAUGCUGUGGUGUAUGCCAGUUUUGCCAAUUACGUUACCUCAAAGCGCGUGGUAAUGAAUAUCAAAACAAACAACAGUAUUUUGACCGGGUUAACGUCGAGUAUGAAGAGGAGAUUGAUUUGACCGAGGAUCCUGCUAAUAAAAAGAAACGUCAGAAUGUCUGCCCAACAUGUUUGGGCUUAUUUUCUGAAAAUUUUAAAGAACAUCUCCUACAAUCCAUAGUGAAAAGUGACAUCGAUAAAUAUGAGUGCGAUGGAAUUGUUGUUGCUAUUAGUAUUCCUAUAGUUUUACAACUACGACAAUUGUCUAUGUGGUAUGCCUUAUUAGAUAAAUUUGGGGAUAAUAUUAACUUGGAACGCGCGCCCGACGUUUCCUUGAAAGAAGCAAUAAAGCUGAUUUUGAAUCCGAUAAUUUGUGAAAAGCUAAAUAAAAUAUAUGACAUCAACAAUGGAUUAAUGGUAACUAUAAACUUAAUUCAUACAGAAGAAGAGGAAGGAAUUGCUCAACUAGAGAAACUGAAUAGCUUGGUCAAUCCAAGAAAGAAGGGUCAGAAAUUGGAACAAAUUUCAAGGUCAUUAAUUGAGAAAAAAUAUACACCUCUAAGAGUAAGUUCCGAGUUAUUCAAAAAUGCAUUCAUUGUGCCUCCAUCGAUACCAAAUGAAUGUCUUAAAUUCGAUUCAGUUUCGCUGAUUGGACCUUCAACGUAUGUAGCUGGGCGAUAUAGAAAACUUUCUCGUAAACUAUCACAUACUCCGUGGGUUUUGAAUGGUGAAAGGGUAAUGGACGACAGCAUCGAGGAGAUUAUUAUUCGUAAUAUAGCCCAUUAUUUUUGUGAUGAUCCAAAAAGAGUAAACUUUAUGUCAAGUGGUAGAGAAGAUGUGGAUGUUAGGUGCCUUGGUGCAGGUCGACCAUUCGUAUUGGAAAUACCUAAUGCAUUUCGAUCGUCACUGCUAUCUGGCGAAGCAAGGAAAAUAGAGGAAAAUAUAGAUAUGUCCCAGAAAGUAUCAGUUCGUGAUAUUCAAAUAGUCAAACGAGAAGAGUUAACACAUAUAAAGAUGGGAGAAGAACAAAAAAGAAAAUGCUACCGUGCACUUUGUCAAAUCGACACUAAUGUAACGGUAGAUAUUUUAAAAAGGCUGGAUUUUAAAAGUGGAUUUGAAAUUCAACAAAAGACUCCGAUACGUGUAUUACAUCGUCGACCACUUCAUACAAGGCCUCGAACUGUAUAUAGUCUGAAAGCAUCCGUUUGUCGACAACAUCAAAAUUUAAUUAUACUUGACAUCGUCACACAAGCGGGAACAUAUAUCAAAGAGUUAGUGCAUGGGGAAUUUGGGCGCACUAUUCCAUCAGUGGCGUCAUUGGUUGGACAUCAUAUUGAUAUCAUAGCGCUUGAUGUGGUGGAAAUUGAUUUGGAUUGGCCACCUUCCGUUAGCACAUGACAUAAGGAUAACUCAAUUUUCGCGGCAAAUGAAAUUGCGUGGCUUUAUGUUGUUUCUAACUUCAAGUAAAUAAAUAUAGAAUCUAUGCAUUUA
Molecule: messenger RNA, 1681 nt
Organism: Zeugodacus cucurbitae (melon fly)
Lineage: Eukaryota; Metazoa; Arthropoda; Insecta; Diptera; Tephritidae
Gene: Pus10
Product: putative tRNA pseudouridine synthase Pus10
Exons: 3
Coding region: 119-1588 (489 amino acids)
Biological process (GO): tRNA pseudouridine synthesis
Molecular function (GO): RNA binding; pseudouridine synthase activity
Source: RefSeq, a predicted model, not a curated record